Messenger RNA from Etheostoma cragini (Arkansas darter), 1177 nucleotides. It is a transcript of the gene spc25, whose product is annotated as SPC25 component of NDC80 kinetochore complex. Gene Ontology annotation, cellular component: Ndc80 complex. Bases 286 to 999 code for a protein of 237 amino acids. The record is from RefSeq and is a predicted model, not a curated record. The transcript is spliced from 7 exons. Gene Ontology annotation, biological process: chromosome segregation. Lineage: Eukaryota; Metazoa; Chordata; Actinopteri; Perciformes; Percidae.
AUAAUCAUACAGUAGUUACGUUACUGUUGAAGUUACGGAAUAGAAAACACUAAGAAACGUGUUAUUUACAUAGACAGUUAAAGAAAGGUUAUUAAACGUAGCUAGCUGAUUUGUAAGCGGAAGAAAAAGAAAGUCAACGUUAUUUCCUGUGUUCAGUCCCCGCCUCCUGUUAGCAGGGCGCGGAUUUUUAAAAAGAAAAAAAAAAAAUAACGACUGGUUCAGUAGCAAGACGUAACUUUACAUCAAACAAUAUCAACAGCCGCACAUUAAACACACGUGAACAUCAUGACAUCCAUUACUGAUCCAAACGUGAGUGAUGUGUUCGCCAGUGCAAUGGAGGAGAAUCACAAUAAACAACUUAAAACAUUUGGGGAGAUAAUUGACGUGACUACAGAGUUGGGCCAGUCCCACAGACAGUUGGUGAAGUCUGCACAUGAUUCAUGUUUGAAGAAAUGUAAGGACGAUGAAAUGCUGUUUGAGACAAUACGGACAUUUGAAAGAGACUUGGUACAACAAAAUGCAUCAUUGAAAAAGAAACAUCAUGCUAUUUCUGAAAUGAUAUCUGGGAUUCAGCAGAAGGAGAUGCAGAAAGACAAAAUCAUCCAGAAGAUAGAAAAACUUAAACAAGAGCAAGCCAAAAGAAAGGAGGUAAUCGAGUCUCAAUAUAAAACUAACAAAAACAGACUGAGGAAUCUCCAGAAAGCCAGAGUAGUCUUUCAGGAUCAUUUGGACAUGGAGAUGCGAACAAUCUUUGGCAAAACACAAUUGGUUAAAGGUGAAAAGCUGCAGUUUGUUUUCCGGAAUAUCAGCCCUUCAGAUCAGGACAGCGCAUACAUUGUCACAAUUGGGAUUAAAGAAGAUGGAUCAUACCAGAUUGUGUCGAGUGACCCUGUGCUCAAGUGUUUGUCAGUCCUGGAAAGCCGGCUUCAGGAGACCAAUAACUUACCAGCAUUCUUGGCAAACGUCAGGAAGGAGUUUAUCUCUCUGGCAAGCUGCUAAGAUUGAAAGGAUGGGAGGAUAAAAUACAAUGCAAGAAACCUCUUGCUGCAACGUGGACUAAUGUAAGAAGCACAGCUUUCGGUCCGUAAGUACAGUACAGGUCUGUAAAGAAAACAUCUACUGCCCUUGUCAUGACUAAUACAUAUGGAUUUAUUAUACAUUACUGUGGGCAGUAAGU